Triticum turgidum subsp. durum (durum wheat) is the source of this 1566-nucleotide messenger RNA. NCBI's taxonomy places the organism in Eukaryota, Viridiplantae, Streptophyta, Magnoliopsida, Poales, Poaceae. The record is from the annotation of a GenBank genome assembly.
AUGGCUCAAGUUCUUCACAGCCUCCAUGAGCAUGAAGUCCUUGUGCUCAUCGUAUGCCCUCUUGUCCUCCUCCUCCUCAUCCUUCGGUUUGCCACGUCUACGACAACGACAAGGAGAGCAGACAAGCUGCUCGACAGACUCCCAUCACCUCCCUACAAGCUCCCUCUCAUCGGCCACCUCCACCUCGUGGGCUCACUGCCCCACAUUUCCCUCCGCGGUCUCGCCGAGAAGCAUGGCCCCGAUGUCAUGCUUCUACGCCUUGGCGCCGUCCCCAGCCUCGUUGUGUCGUCCGCUCGUGCAGCCAUGGCAGUUCUUCGCACGCACGACCAUGCGUUUGCGUCCCGGGUACAGUCCGCCAUGACUGACGUCCUCUUCUAUGGAUCAACUGAUAUGGCCUUCUCCCCGUACGGGGAUCACUGGCGCCAGAUAAGAAAGAUUGUUGCAACACAUCUUCUCAGUUCCAAGAAAGUUGGCUCCUACCGUCUCGCCCGCGAAAAAGAGGUACUACACGCUAUGGCGAGGAUCCGCGAGGCAGCCGCCAGGAGUGCUGCAGUGGACCUUAGUAAGCUGCUUAGCUCGUUCACCACUGAUAUUGUUUGCCAUGCUGUGUCGGGCAAGUCCUUCAGAGGUGGCGGUCGAAACGAGUUAUUCCGCGAGCUGGUAGAGACUAGCUCGAUGCUCAUAGGUGGGUUCAACCUGGAGGAUUACUUCCCCAAGUUGGCAACGCUGGACGUGGUAAGGAGGAUGGUGUGUGCUAGGGCGGAGAGAAUAAAAAAGAAAUGGGAUGACUUGCUUGAUGAGAUCAUCAACGACCAUGCCAAGAACACGAUGUUGGACCAUGAAAUCAAACAAGGCGGAGAGACAGAUUUCAUCGAUGUGUUGCUCUCCAUUCAACAAGAGUACAACCUCACGAGAGAAAACGUCAAGGCCGUGUUGGUGGACAUGUUCAUAGGUGGGACGGACACAUCAUUCAUAGUGCUGGAUUGUGCAAUGGCUGAGCUAAUCCAAAAUCCAGAGGUGUUGACCAAGCUCCAAGCUGAGGUGAGGAGCAUAGCAGAGGGGAAGGAAAUGGUUAAAGAAGAGGAUCUGAGUGGCAUGAUCUACCUUAAGGGUGUUAUCAAAGAGACGCUCCGGCUACACAGUCCUGUGCCGCUCUUCGUGCCCCACCUCUCCACGUCCGACUGCGACAUAGAGGGAUACACCAUACCAUCUGGUACCCGUGUGAUCAUCAAUGGAUGGGCUCUAGCAAGGGACCCUGACUACUGGGAGAGCGCAGAGGAGUUUAUGCCCGAGCGCUUCAUGGAAAAUGUUGGAAGCACCAUGAUUCCUGACUACAUGGGAAACAAUUUUCAUUAUUUGCCUUUUGGGACUGGACGAAGGGUGUGCCCAGGUAUGAACUUUGGAAUGGCCACUGUUGAGAUAAUGUUGGCAAACCUCAUGUUCCACUUCAACUGGGAUCUACCUGCAGGGACAGUAAAAAUCAAUAUGACAGAGUCCUUCGGCGUCACAGUGGGUCGCAAGGAAAAUCUCAUUCUUGUCCCGGCACUUGCGCAAAAACAAGUUUAA